GGGCGGGAGGCGGCGAGCGCGUUUCCAUGGCACCGCUGCUGCGGGGGCUGCGGGACCGCCGGGCUCGCCCAGCUUCAGUCGCUCCCGACGGAGCAGGGGCGCGCAGCGCGGCGGUCACUGCGCCUGGGGGCUCGCCCGGCCGACCCUCCGCCUUCCCGGCAGCUUGCGUCGCCCGGAGGGGCCGCGCCGCUGCCUCCCGGUCCUCGAGGAGACGCUCCUCGCCUGUCCUUCGAGCCUGGCACACCAACUUCUGCCCGGAGAACCCAACUUCUGCUUCGGGUUCGGACUUGCCGAGCCGCCGGAACCGCGCGCUCCGCGCAGCCCGGGCGGUGGCUGGAGCCGCUCCGCCUCGCCGAGAUGACCCCGCGACUGUGGCUCCGGGCUCCCUGCGCUGGGGCGGCUGGCGCCUGGCCGCCGGGAAGCGCCCUGCAGCUCCGGCCCUGCAUGUAAGUGGCGCCCGCGCGCCCCGGAACGCCGGGAGAGAACGAGAGAGAGAGCGAGAGAGCGAGAGAGAGAGGGAGAGAGCGAGAGAGCUCGUGCGCCCCGUCCGGUCGCGUCCCGCCCCGCCUCGCCCGGCCCGGCCCCUCUGCGAACGCCACAGCCAGGCCGGGAAGGGGCCGAGGACCGAGGGCGGCGUCGCUCCCGCGGGCUCUGCGGUCUGUUCCCGGCUCAGCGCAGCGGGAACGCGGCGGCCGAGGCGUCCUGGGGAGCGAUCCGGGCCGGGCUGUGCACCUGACUCGUCCUCAGCCGGGCAGGGCUUCCCGCCCCAUCGGGUUUGGGUGUGUGCGCGUGUACGUGGGCUGUGCCUGUGUGUUUCAGGCCAAAUGUUUGUGAAGAACAUUCCUUCCCAUCACCCAGCUCUGCAAACAGGCUGCUCCGGCCCAGGGUGGUGUGUGGCUGGGAAGGAAGGGCAUGUCAGGAGGCGUGUCAGGAGGCAUCUGAGGCUGAGUCCCGUUCCCCGGGAUGUGAACUUUAUCACUUGGUUAAGGUGGUGUCCACCAGGUUCACCAAAGGUCCUGUUUUCUACUUCUGGUUCCGGGAUCUGCCCUGCACGUCCGGCAUGCUACCCAAGGGCUCAUCCGUCUUCUGAAGACUGUGCCGAGCCCUGUGGACAAGGAGCAGCUGACAACGAGCAGAGGGAGACUCCAUUCUGCCACUGGAUUUAACAGCCCUGUCCUUGAAGAAUGUCUGAUUUGGGGAAUCAUAGAUGGCUAUGGAGCCCAGCUUCCUUUCAGCAAUUGACAGUCUCCGCUGCAGCCCAGCACCAAUUCACACUCCAGGGGACCAUCCACCCCAGGAUGAGAUUUGCU
This is a messenger RNA of Nycticebus coucang (slow loris), 1310 nucleotides long. Its product is annotated as translation initiation factor IF-2-like. Bases 27 to 1166 code for a protein of 379 amino acids. The transcript has 6 exons. The record is from RefSeq and is a predicted model, not a curated record. NCBI's taxonomy places the organism in Eukaryota, Metazoa, Chordata, Mammalia, Primates, Lorisidae.